AUGCUUUCAGCUUGUACAAGCGAGCCCCUCUUAGAGGGUCUCAAUCUGAUUGAAAAGAGAUGGAAACGGGACACUUCAUAUAUGUCCUUGGAUCCUAGAUACGACUCUUUAUGGAACGAGACAGGGCAAUCAGCGCUAAUAUUUGAUGAUCAAGGGAGUGUCGUCCAAAUAACGAUGUUCCAUCAGCUCCAUUGCCUCGCAUCAUUACGGAAGGCUUUGCAAGAAGCUAGCAAUGGACAGGACAUCGGUAUAGACCAUACAGCCAACACACACUGGCCGCAUUGUAUGCAUUUUUUGAGAGAAGCUGUUAUUUGCAGUGCAGAUGGGACGCUUGAGCGUCCCGGUUACUACCCCAAUGGUACCGGGCAGACAUUUAUCAAUGGGUAUGGAGAUAUACGUUAUUGUCGGUCAUCGGAAGAACUCUACAGAUUAAGGGAGACCAAUCGCCUGUACACAAGUAGUGGGGUUCUAGCUUCCUACACCUAG
Messenger RNA from Aspergillus costaricaensis CBS 115574, 486 nucleotides. RefSeq lists its product as uncharacterized. The record is from RefSeq and is a predicted model, not a curated record. Lineage: Eukaryota; Fungi; Ascomycota; Eurotiomycetes; Eurotiales; Aspergillaceae. Bases 1 to 486 code for a protein of 161 amino acids. Gene Ontology annotation, biological process: mycotoxin biosynthetic process. The transcript is spliced from 3 exons.